This is a messenger RNA of Lithohypha guttulata, 4110 nucleotides long. RefSeq lists its product as uncharacterized. Gene Ontology annotation, cellular component: nuclear pore inner ring; nuclear pore. Gene Ontology annotation, biological process: RNA export from nucleus; protein import into nucleus; transcription-dependent tethering of RNA polymerase II gene DNA at nuclear periphery. The record is from RefSeq and is a predicted model, not a curated record. The coding region runs from base 1 to 4110 and encodes 1369 amino acids. Gene Ontology annotation, molecular function: structural constituent of nuclear pore. NCBI's taxonomy places the organism in Eukaryota, Fungi, Ascomycota, Eurotiomycetes, Chaetothyriales, Trichomeriaceae. The transcript has a single exon.
AUGGCCGAGUACGCAACUCCUCCACGACCCGGCCCUGGUGGCUAUACAAACACACCCGCUCCCCAGGCUCGGCUUCCAGCGCCUUCCUUUACUGCAACACCUGCACCGCAAAGAUACACCCAGGCAGGCGCAGCCAUUUCUGGAACAGGCCCGAGUCAGGCAGCCCUGCCUUCACAUCGUCCACAAGAGAAUGUGACUGCUGCUCAAAGAACUAGUCGAGCUGUCAAUGAGGCCUUGAGAUCGGUUGAACGUACCAAUUCGCUUGAGGAGGAAUAUGGUGGUCGGCUGGCUCAAAACUAUGAUAUACGCAAAACUCCUGUAUGGGCACCCUUCGAGAGGUUUCGGCACUAUGUUAUUCCUGAUCAAAUAUUCGAACAAUUAAAUCGCGCCAACGUGGCCACUAACAUGGGGCUGUUCGCUGAAUUGCACUAUGCAUGGGUCACAGUCGAUAACGCCCUAUAUCUGUGGGAUUAUACUCAGAACAAUCCUGAGCUACUCGGCUUCGAGGACCAGAGAUACAACAUAGACUCGGUGCAGCUAGCCAAACCGAAACCGGGUGUGUUCCUGGAAUCCAUCAACCACAUGAUCGUGCUCGCUUCUACUGACCAGAUCAUGUUACUGGGACUGGGCGUGGACCCAAGCGCACCCACUACAGCCUUGUCACUUUUCCAGACUGGUCUUACUGCUUCUGUCAAGGGUCUUAGAGUCAACAAUAUAGUUAGUUCUGCAAGGACUGGUCGUGUUUUCUUUAGCAGUGAAACGGACAAUGAAGUGCGUGAGUUACGCUAUCAAGCUCAAGAUUCCUGGUUCGCGAGCCGCUGCUCUAUCGUCAACCAUACUCAAGGUCGCUUUGACACCUUUACUGGUGCCUUGAAAUCCUUCACUUCUGGCGAGACUGAAUAUGUUACCCAGAUGGACAUCGAUGACUCGCGAAAUAUCCUUUACACUCUAUCCUCAAAGUCUACCAUUCGAGCAUUCUAUGUUAGCCCUGAUGGCUACAGUCUUGAGAAGAAAGCUGAAAUCACCAUUCAGACAAUACAUCGCAGCAUUGACUACACCCUACAGAACGGUCAUAUUUCCGACAACACAAAACUUGUAUCGCUGAAUGCGAUUGGUAAAGCUGAGACACAAGCAUGGGUUCUAAUGACGACGACUGUCGAAGGGUAUCGUAUAUACCUCAGUGGAACUUUCAGCUAUACUGAACCUAGAAUACUUCAAGCUCUUGCUGCAAAUCACACACGAACCCCGCCACAACUACGACCUCCUCCUGAUGAUGCUGUGCAAAUUCAACCCAAUGAAAGAAAUGCCUAUCUCACCCAAGUCAUAUCAGCAUAUCGCUUCCCUCCAGGAUACUUCUUCGCCGCCAUCUCGCGCUCGCACAACGCUUCUCAGGAGCAUCUCUUUGUGUCCGUACCCGACUCCCAAGCUGAUGUCUCCUUUCAACGUUCACAACAAGGCACUCCCGAGUCUUCGUCAUGGAUAGAACUUCAUAGUCAAGUUAUGGCCAUUGGCUUGCAGACACCGUAUAGAGGUGCGACAUCGAUGCCAAAAGGGUUUGGCUAUGAGCUGGCCGUGCAGUUCGAUGAGCCAGUGCCAGAAAUUGCAAUCUUGACCAAUACUGGAGUGCAUGUCCUACGCAGAAAGAGAUUUGUUGAUAGCAUAUCAACGUUGAUUAGACAGGGUGGAGCUCAAGAGGGCUUCCAAGUCGAGAUUCAGAAAUUGAUUCAAAAAUACGGUCGCCAAGAAGUCCUUGCUGAUGCACUUGCAGUUGCUUGCGGUCAAAGCCUUGAAACAGCUUCGGAGCGAAAACUACGGAUUAACGAUCCUGAAGUUCUCGAAGCUGCACGAAAAAUCUUCAUAGAAUAUGGUGGUCGACCGAGCAUAGAUCAGAACCUCACUUCAGCUGUACCUGCCCCAAUAGAUGCAGUCCGACCCUCGCCAAGAUAUGAAGCUGCUGUCAGGUAUUUGUCCAGGUUGAUUAGAUCGACAUGGAAUCAGCCAAUAGCAAAGCAGGAAAGAACAGUCAAUGGCAUUCAGAUAGUUUCUGCUGUAAAGGUUGAGAAACUUCGUGCGGUGCAGGAGAAUCUUACAUCGUUGCAGAGGUUCUUUGACACGAACAAGAGCUUCAUUCGCGGACUUAGCGGCCCGGACGAUCUGACAAGACAGACAAGCAAGGACGAUGAAAUUGCUUUGCAGGGUGAACAUCGAGCCUUGACCUCACUAGUCAAGUUCCUGUCGGAGAUGAUCGAGGCAAUAUCUUUCGUGCUUGUGCUUUUCGAGGAGAAGGUGGUUGAGAUAAUACCUCUAUUGUCAGAAGACUCGAGGAAGCACUUCAUGAAUUUGACUUAUGAGCAUCUCGUUGCGACUGAAGUCGGGAUCGAUAUCGCCAGAGAUCUCGUAAGAGCUAUAGUGAAUCGAAAUAUUGCGAAGGGCUCCAACGUUGAGACAAUCGCGGAAGCAUUGAGGAGAAAGUGUGGUAAUUUCUGCAGCGCUGACGACGCGGUCAUCUUCAAAGCCACAGAGCUCUGGAAACGUGCUCAAGAGUCAAGAGCUAAUGUCGAGGCGUCAAGGAUAGCCCUCAACGAGAGUUUGAAACUCUUUGAAAAGGUCGCCGCGAGCUUGCCGUACAAGGAACUAGACCAAGCUGUCACAGUAUACAAAGAGCUUGAGUUUCAUGCAGGUGCCAUUCAGCUUGCAUUGCGUGUAGCCUCCGGAAAGGAUAAAACAAAUGAGGCUCAAGCUUGGGUUUCGGAUGGCAAACCAGAGAACGAUCCACGCAGAGAGAAGUUUGAGAUGAGAACACAGUUCUACAGCUUGGUGCAUACCGUCCUGGAGGCUAUCGAUGCAAAUAUACAAAACGGUCCACCAUUCGUUGACGGACGUCCUUCAAUUGCUGCAAUUCGUCGUGACGAAGCAUAUGAAGUCAUCGCUCACUCAAAGGACGAAAUUUUCCUAACCAACCUGUUCGAUUGGUACUUGACCAAAGGCUGGACCGAACGUCUGCUAAGCACCGACACCGUAUCCGAUUUCAUAGUCACCUAUCUACAGCGAAGGGCAUCUGAAGACGUCAGAUAUGCUGAUCUUCUCUGGAGAUAUUAUGGCAACAAUUCUCAAUUUCAUGAGGCAGCCAAGGUACAGCUCAAUUUGGCACAAUCUGACUUUACGGAUAUCAAGCUCGAUCAACGAAUCGAGUAUUUGUCUCGAGCACGCGCUAAUGCGUCAGCUUUCACAACGAACAACAACGCUGCGAGUCGCAAGACUAAGCAGAAACUUCUUACAGAAAUCAAUACUCUUAUUGAGGUGGCCAAUAUACAAGAUGACAUUCUUCAGCGAUUGAGUAACGAUACCCGUCUUACAGGUGACAAACGCGCCGAAGUCAUGAACGAGUUGAAUGGACCAAUGCUGUCAAUAUCAGAUCUUUUCAAUAGGUUCGCUGACAGCGCUGGAUACUACGAUGUUUGUCUGUACAUCUAUGCGAUUGCAGACCAUCGAGACGCGGCUCAGAUCAAGAACACUUGGGCACAAUUUCUUCAAGCAACGCAUGUCGCAGCACUACAAUAUGCGCAGGAAUCGCAACGCGGUGAAGCCCAAAGAGGUCAAGAAAACGUGGCUGUGCCGCUCGAUCAGGUGGUGGCAGAGAUCCGCUCAGUGGCUCAUAGACUCAAAUCUUCUGAAGCAGUCUUCCCUGUACCAACACUAAUAGAAAUGCUGGAGCGCUACAACACUCAACACCUUCAAGGAAACGUCGAGGCCAACGUAAACGAACUCUCAAUGAACCACUGGGUCCCCGACCUCUUCUUCGAAACCGAAACGUCCUACGAACUCAUCUAUGAUAGCUUAGAGACCAUCUACCUCGCCACCAACCAACCCACCACAUCCUCCACAGAACGCAGAAUCAUCCUCAGCGACCUUCUCUACGUCAUCGACCGCUGGCUCCAAGUCAGCCUCACACGUGCUGGCCAGGGCCCAUUCGGCGGUGAAGCUGGCCAAGAACGAGUCGAAGAACUACUCGUUUUCGUGACGGAAAGAUUCAGCGCACAAGAACUCGGCCAGGCUAAUUAUGUUCUCGCAUCGGAUCUGAGACAGCGAAUUAUUGAUCUGGUGGCUUAG